This is a messenger RNA of Poecilia reticulata (guppy), 3247 nucleotides long. Lineage: Eukaryota; Metazoa; Chordata; Actinopteri; Cyprinodontiformes; Poeciliidae. The record is from RefSeq and is a predicted model, not a curated record.
UCAACACAAAGGCUUUUUGAAAAUGUAUAAAAUAUUUAAAAAUACUUUUCUUCUUGUUUCCUGGCCUUAAAGCUGCAGAAUGUGACUUUUAUAAUGUUUUUACAUAUUAAAUGUUAUGAGGCAGGUAAUCUGGGAAAGGAUUGAUCUCCUGAGCUGCUGUUGCUCUCUAAAGAUACGAAUCGUUUCUGACCCAAAAAGCAGCCAGGAUGCUGCCAAUCAGUCUCAUGUACUCGCUGCUAAAUGUGCUAAUGGCGGAGAAACGAUUUACCGUUGCAGGAAAACUGUUUUAUCUACCGUCAUCUGUGGCUAUGCUAACUAGCCUUAGCAUUCCUGGCAGAGUCUUCUAUCAUGAAGAUGCUGUCACCAAGCAGAGAGGAGGGAGCAGCAGGUAUUCAAGCAUGAUUGACAGCGCUAGCACCCGCCCCCUGGCUCUGUAAUAUGAGAGUUUAAAUAAAAAUGUGAAAAACUGAAUUUUUGAUCUGAUCUGUCAUGUAAAAUCAGGUUUUAUAAUCUUAUUCGCUCAUCAAAAACAUCUGGAGCGUUUCUGUCAUUCUUUCAUCCGUGUUUGAGAAAUCCUUUAAUCUCCAUGGCAACCAUUUGGAAACAAAGAUUACAGGUAUUUGUUCAUAUGUCGUUAACUGAACAUUUUAAACACCGUUUAUAUAGAAUGUGAUUUUAAUCCUGAUUCGUCCUGUGUUUAGGUUGCUCUGUUGAUGUGUCUCGACUUUUUAAAUCUUUUCUUUUCAUCCUGGAAAAGCAGAACUAACCGAGAAACAUGACAUGUAAAUACAGACCGUUUACUCUAAACCCAUAAAACAGUUUGAGAAAUCUCAGUCCAGGCAGCGGCUGCUUUACAGUUGCUCAUGUUCCUUUUUACUGGUUUGGUUGACGGAAAGUAAACGACUCACUGAAAGUCCACCUGCAAGUUAAUAUUAUCUUUGCGAUAAGACGGUUUUAUGGUCUGAGCUGUUCGGCUCAGGAUUUCCUGCAUGGCGGCCAGAACCGAACGACACUGACGUGGUUUUCCAUCUGAAACAGCCAUGAAGGCUCAUUUUAGAGUAGGAGUGAUUGGAGCUUUUUUAUUUUUCGUGUAUCUGAUUAUCUUCAUGACUGGGAGGUGGAGAGAAGAAAAGCCGCAUCAGACACACGUCACAAACCAGGAAGCCAUGAGCCGAAAACUGGACAGGAUUCAGGAGACCCUGAACAAGCUGACAAAUCUACUAGAGGAACCUGCCAAGAAAAGCUGUCCAGAAGAACCUUCUCCAAAUAAAAACCACAAAGAGCCCGAAAAGGCGGCGGCGCCGAAGCUGUACCCGAACUCUGCGCUGUUUCUGAAGUGGGGCGACGGCCUGUCAGAGGAGGAGCAGAAGGAGGCCGAAGGGCUUUUUAGGAUUUACGGCUACAACGCCUUCCUCAGCAACCGGAUCGCCCUGGACCGGCAACUUCCUGACAUGAGAGAUCCCAGGUGUCUGAAGAAGAAAUACCCCCGAGCCCUGCCCAGCGUCAGCGUGGUGCUGAUCUACGUUAACGAGGCGCUGUCUGUGAUCAAGAGGGCGACGCGGAGCGUCAUCACCAACACGCCCCAACACCUGCUGAGGGAAAUCAUCCUGGUGGACGACCACAGCACCUACAACGAUCUUGGGAAACCGGUAGAAGAUUACAUAAACGAGAUUCACAAAGAAAGGCCUGGCCUCGUUAAAAGAGUCUGGCACACGAGUCAGAUGGGUUUGUCCCAGUCCCGGAUCACGGGCUGGGAGCAUGCCACUGGAGACGUGGUGGCCAUUUUAGAUGCUCACAUUGAAGCUACAAGAGGAUGGGCAGAACCUCUGCUGGCCCAGAUCAAAGCUGACAGAACCGUUGUCGUGUCGCCUGUGUUUGAAAAGAUCCACUUCGAUGAUCUGCAUGUGGAAAGAUACAUGUCGUUUGCUCAGGGCUUUGACUGGGCCCUGUGGUGCAUGUACGAGUUCUUCAAACCGAACUGGAACGACGUGGAUGAAUCACAGCCUCAGAACUUUAAUGUGCAGCUGUUGGGUGUUUAUUGUGAACAGGACCACGGUAUCGACAUCGGCGACGUUUCCGAGAGGAAAAAACUGAGAGAGCAGCUGAAAUGUAAACCUUUCAGUUGGUACCUGGAGAACGUUUACCCGAGUCUGGAGCGAUGGGACGACGUCCUGGGCUACGGUGUGCUGCAGAACAGCCUGGUAAAGCAGCAGUGUGUGGAUCAGGGAGACGUUCCUGGAAGCAUCCCGGUCUUAUACGAGUGCCACUCCCAGGAACCGCAGAAAUGUUUCUACAACACGGAGGGGGAAAUCAUCAUUGGCGGCCUGAGAUCCCAUAAGUACAGCCGGAACCGCUGCCUGGUGGAUCCGGGCUCCGGAAGCAUUCCCACUCUGCAUGAGUGCAACACAGCAAGGCUGAAACAGUUACACAUUAACUGGGACUUCAGGCAGGGCCGAGAAAUAAGGAACAAAGCUACGCAGCGAUGUCUGGAGGUCGCUCCGGGAGAAUACCUGGACUACCAGCUGGUCAUCCAGCGCUGCACCAGCCAGAGCUGGACCAUCCAGAACCUGGUCACCGCCGCCUAGCGCCACUCAGCCGCAGCUGGGGCUCACUUCAUAAAAAACGUUUGUGACGCAGCAGCAGACGGUUCAGGACGUCAGAUUUACUGCAUCAUCUACCUUCACCUGUAGCCAGAACCAGAAUAAAGAGGCGAGUUGGACAUCUGAUCAGGACGUCUACCGGGGACACCAGAAUGUCCCGGUGUGUCCUCUCUGGGCGGAUGGAUGGUGUCUCUGGUGCUAUAGUUUUAGAUUUGUGGUUUGUAAAUGAGGAGUUAAAGUUGUAGAGAAAAAUCCCAGAGGAGUUUUGAAACUUUUCAGUCUUUCCCAAAUUCAAAACAGCCGUUCCACUUCUUCUUCUUCUUCUUCUUCUUCUUCUUCUUCAAAUUCUUCAGUGAAAGACACAAAUUGUAUUCUUUGAGUCACGCUCUCAGUUUUUCCCCAAAUGGUGCAAAACAAAUCUUCACAUGUCAAAAAAAAAUUACUUGCAAAUAUUUGUUGUUGUUGUUGUUUUCUCUUGUGGAAGGAACAAGAUGGAAAAUGUUGAUUUGCUGUAUUUAGCCGUUUGUCAUGUGGCGUCAGUGAUGGAUUGUGGGUAACAUAUAAUUACGCUGCAAUACUUUGGCAGUUGAUUUGUUAUUUUUGAAAUGUUAUCAAAAGGUAAUAAAUGUUUGUUCCAUGAAUUAAAA